AUGGCUACAAUAACUAUUACAACAACCAAAGCAGGCGUGCAGCCACUCCAGACCAAAGAUAUCGCCACUCGGCUAUUGAACGGCACGCUUCACUCCCAGUGGCCGGCUUUUGAACAAUUCGCAACCAUCGAUGGACUUUUGAAAUCUCAUGCUGCUCAACCAGAUGAGGCACAACGGCCUCUAGUAUGCUACCCGAUUCGAGGAGCGGCUGAUUUCGAGGAGCAUACAGCGGGAGACAUCGAUCGGUACACUGAUGUCGCUGUUCGCUUUUACAUGCAGCAAGGACUUGUACCUGCAGACCCAAGUCUCGAGCAAGCGCCUGUCGUUGCUAUGCUAGCUGGAUCUAGCUUCGAGGUCGUGGUAACUUUCUUCGCAUUGAAUCGUCUCGGCUAUGCUGUGCUUUUCUUAUCUACACGUCUCACAGCCCCGGCUUAUGCCCGGCUAAUGGACAUGGCAAAUUGCUGCCAGAUUAUCAACACCAAACAGUUUCAGCAAGUCGUAACUGAUAUUUGUAUCGAACGCCCUGCUUGCAGUAGCUUCUUUCUACUACAAAGGGAGGACUGGUUCAACCGUCCUGCUAGCAACCCUCGCUUUGAACUUGAACGCGCCGGUGCAGAUCCCUCACAAGAAGGCAAGAAGAUUGCCUGGAUCCUACACUCUUCCGGGAGUACCGGUUUCCCGAAGCCAAUUUUCCUUACCAACCUUCAAACGUUAGCCAAUUUCCGGAAGAGCUUCGGCCUACGCCUCUUCACUAUCAGCCCGCUUUUCCACUCUCAUGCUCUGAUGGAGCUUGGACGAGCAUUGUUUACAAGAGCACCAGCGUACCUGGGAAACCAUUCUCUUCCGGUCACGUAUCAAAAUCUCUUCGAUGCGCUUCAGGUAGCCAAGCCACAGCAAAUCAGCGCUGUGCCAUAUGUCAUCAAACUACUAGCAGAGAAGCAAGAAGGUAUCCAAGCACUAGCCCGCCCGCAACUCGUGCUAUAUGGUGGCUCUAGCUGCCCAGAUGAUCUUGGCGAUCGUCUUGUGGAACAGGGCGUGAAUCUGGUCGCCAACUAUGGAGCGACGGAAACGGGACAGAUCAUGACUUCUUUCCGAGCCCCGGAAGAUAAAGAGUGGCAGUAUAUGCGAUUGCACCGUCCUGUUGCGGACCUCACUUUGAUGGAUGAGAUCUCGCCUGGGGUUUUUGAAUGUGUUGCAUUGGACGGCCUACCCAGCAAGGGCCCUUCGAACUCAAAGCCACCAUAUAACGCAAAGAAUCCAGAGAACUCUUUUAGAACAGCCGAUUUGUUCACCAAACACCCAGAUCCAGAGAAGGGCAAUUAUUAUAAGUAUUUGAGUCGGCUGGAUGAUCGAAUCACGUUGGUCAAUGGUGAAAAGGUGCUUCCUAUUCCAAUUGAAGGUCGCGUUAGAGAAGAACCUAUCGUGAGUGACUGCGUUAUGUUCGGCUUCCAGCGAACUGUGCCUGGGGCUUUCAUUUUCCGCGCGCCUGGUAAGGUGCCUCACUUAAGCGACGAUGAAUUUUUGGAAGCUGUCUGGCCAGCUAUUGAAGCGGCAAAUGCUCGCGCCGAGACGUUCUCCCGGAUCCCCAAGGAGCUCGUCGUGAUUAAGGGGGCUGAUGUUGUAUACCCCAGAACUGAUAAAGGGACCUGUAUACGAGCGCAAGUUUAUCAGCAAUUCGAGGAGGAUAUUAAGCAGAUAUAUGCCAAGUUCGAAGGGAGUGGCCAGAAAGGAGGCUCCCUCGCGCUCAGCGUUCCAGAAUUGGAGGAUUGGCUCCUUUCAAGAUUCAGCGAAGACUUGGGUGUUCAGAUACCUAGCGCUGAGGCCGAUAUCUUCUCGGCUGGAAUCGACAGCUUGCAGACAACGCAAAUUUGGAGGUGCAUCAUGCGCGAUAUUGAUAUCAGCGAGCAAGGAGAUCAGCUUUCCCAGAACAUUGUGUUCGAGAAAGGCACCAUUAAUGCUCUUGCGAAGCACCUCUACCAACUGCGAACUGGUCAAGAAUUUGAGAAGGAAGAUGAACUAGAGUCCAUGCGUGAAAUGAUCGAAAAGUACUCCCACUUCACUCAACAUUUCCCAACCGUCACCCGAACCCCAGAAACAGAGGUGGUAAUGAUCACCGGCGCAACCGGAAAUUUGGGAGCCUUCAUUAUCUCGGAAUUACUCAAACGUCCAACAGUCUCCGAAGUCUGGGCAGUCGUACGUGCACCAGGACAAGCAGCGGCAGGAGCUCGCCUAUACAAAUCGCUAGCUGAUCGCAAUAUCGUUCUCACUGAUAUCGAAGCCGCCAAGCUCCACGCCGUCCCUGGUGACAUGUCACAGUCCAAUUUAGGACUCAAAGAGCACGAUCUGCAACACUUACUCUCAUCCCUGACAUGCGUCAUCCACAGUGCCUGGGCCGUGAACUUCAACCUGGGUGUACGAUCCUUCGAGCAGCAACAUAUCCGCGGAACGUACAACCUCAUCAACCUCUGCCUACGCUCCCGUCUACCUUCACCAGCGCGCUUCUUCUUCUGCUCAAGUGUCAGCGCCGCAAGCAAUACCCCCAAACCGGCCUCGAUUCCCGAGACCGUGAUUGAAGACUUGGACCACGCACAAAAGACGGGCUAUGGGAGAUCAAAACUGGUAACGGAACACAUCACCCGCAACGCUAUGCGCCAGACGGGUAUUCAAGCUCGCGUUCUGAGAAUCGGCCAGCUUGGCGGGGAUACGGCAAGCGCGCAAUGGAAUGAGACAGAGGCUGUUGCGCUCAUGUUCCGAAGUGCGUUGACUACCGGUGCAUUACCGGUUCUUAAUGAACGGCUGAGUUGGUUGCCUGUUGAUCAAUGUGGUCAGGCUAUUUCAGAUAUUGCCAUGAAUGGCGUUGGGUCUUCCGAUGCUAAUUUGGUAUACCAUUUGGUUAAUCCCAAGACUUUCAGCUGGAAGGAGGAUUUGCUUCCUGCUUUGAGAGAGGGAUCGGUCUUACCGGAGUUUGAGGCUGUGUCUCCUCAGGAGUGGUUGAGGAGAUUGGAGAGUAGUGAGCAGGACCCGGAGAGGAAUCCGAGUGUUAAGCUUGUUGAUUUCUGGAGGUCUAAGUAUCAAAGUUAUGGCCAGUCGGAGGGGAGUGAAGAGGUUGGACUUACCUUCCAAACCGAACACACGGUUCAAUACUGCCCCUUUUUGGCUCUUGUGGAAGACCCCGUUGCUGGCGGUUUGAUACAAAGGUACAUUGAGUCGUGGAUGGGUCGAUGGACUACAUAG
This is a messenger RNA of Penicillium verrucosum, 3234 nucleotides long. Its product is annotated as putative NRPS-like enzyme. NCBI's taxonomy places the organism in Eukaryota, Fungi, Ascomycota, Eurotiomycetes, Eurotiales, Aspergillaceae. The record is from RefSeq and is a predicted model, not a curated record. The transcript is spliced from 2 exons. The coding region runs from base 1 to 3234 and encodes 1077 amino acids.